Molecule: messenger RNA, 1153 nt
Organism: Gastrolobium bilobum
Lineage: Eukaryota; Viridiplantae; Streptophyta; Magnoliopsida; Fabales; Fabaceae
Product: reticulon-like protein B11
Exons: 6
Coding region: 34-627 (197 amino acids)
Source: RefSeq, a predicted model, not a curated record
CGCUGCACCAACCGCAAAACUUCCCUAAUCGCCAUGGGAGAAUCUAAACGGAUUUCCGUUCAUCACGCUCUCGGCGCUGGCUUAGUUGCCGAUGUGCUGCUUUGGAAGAACUGGCGUGGAGGAGUUGCGGUGCUGGUUUCUGCUACCACAUUUUGGUACCUUUUCGAGCGAGCCGGUUACAAUUUCUUGUCGUUCGUGGCCAAUGUGGUAUUGCUUCUUGUCGUGAUUCUCUUUUUAUGGGCCAAAGCCGCUAACCUUCUCAAUAGACCUCUUCCUCCUCUCCCUGAUCUGGAGAUCUCUGAGGAAACUAUUGCCAGGGUUGCUGAUUUACUGCAAAUUUGGAUAAAUCGAGCUUUGUCCAUUGCACACGACAUUGCAAUUAAGAGGAAUUUGCUGCUUUGCCUCCAGGUUUCUGGUGCGUUGUGGGUAAUAUCUUAUAUUGGUAGUCUGUUCAACUUCCUAACUUUGAUCUAUAUCGGUGUUCUUCUUAGCCUGUCUCUUCCUCUGUUGUAUGACAAGUACCAGGACCAAAUUGAUAACAAGCUGCAUUUGAUACAUGGGAUUGUUCAGACACAGUAUAAAAAGAUUUUAAGCAAGAUUCCAAACAAAGAAAAGAAGGUGCAGUAGGGUGCAAAUGGAUAAGUGAAGUCUAGUUAGGAGCGUACAAAUGGGUGCUUAACAUAUGAAUUACUUGAGGUUUUCUUGUUGCUGAGAUGCUGUCGCUGUUUUAAUUGAUGGUUACAUGGUAUGGUAAUUCUUCAGAAGCAGGAUUGACCAGUGGCUUCGACGUAGGUGAUUAUUCUGUUCUGAUUUUCUAUGUACCUCUUGGAAGAUGCUUUAUAUGAAUUUUUAGAAUGGGUAUGUUACCCUUGCUAAGCUUCACUUUGGACUACAUUACCAGAGGAGGGGAAAAAAAGAACACAAAGGACAUGGAGAACUUGCAUAUCGGUUUGUUUCUUUAGUUUGGUAAGAUGGCAUGGUUUUGGCCACAAUGAUUUUGGUUGGGUUGGAUAUAUCAUGUAUUGCUGAGUGUUUAAUUACCACUACGUGUACUAUGAUAAUCUUUUAAUUCUUCUUAAGUAGGAAUUCGGCUCUGGAAAUAAUUAUGGUAACACAAUGUCAUCCCACUGCCUCGGCAUUGAUCCCAACCUGA